AUGGUUUACCCACAAUUCAUGGAGGGGAGGACCGAAUUAUUUGGAGAUUUGAUCAGGAUAGGUCGUCUGAGGGUUCGCCGCGGUUCAUUGCUGUGCUUACACACUAGGCUACCCUUUUCCGAAAGCUCCGCGGGACCACCUACCACUAGUCUUCGGCCGGAGGGGUUUAUUGCACAAACGCCGGGACGCAGGCUCCCGAAAAGGGAAGCCCAACGAAUGUCAGAUGCAAAGCCCCGCACCUCAUUAAGAUCAUAUUGGCAUAGUCUCCCAAAAAAAAAAGAGCAGACUCCAUUAAAGACGAGAGUGAGGUACAACAAGGCCAUUUCUGUCCACCGCCCUUCUCACGGAGCCGUACGUGAACGUUAACGCUCAUACAGCUCCCAGCCAGCAAGAGUUAGCCUUCCUCUACAAGGAAUGGAAGUGUGGAUGAAUCGCAUAUGUUAG
Sesamum indicum (sesame) is the source of this 444-nucleotide messenger RNA. NCBI's taxonomy places the organism in Eukaryota, Viridiplantae, Streptophyta, Magnoliopsida, Lamiales, Pedaliaceae. The record is from RefSeq and is a predicted model, not a curated record.